UUGUGAUGAUGUAAUUAGCGCCGACUUCACGUUUUGAAGAUGGCAGCCGCCGUAAACACACCGACACCUGAGAUCGGUACAACUAAUCAUACCGAUGAUGGAUAUGACAAAAAAUGUAUUUUCUGUAAAAUCGUGAAGGGAGAAAUGGGAACUGAGCUCCUGCAUAACGAUGAAACUGUGUGCUGUUUCAGAGAUAUUCACCCUGGAGCUCCUCAUCACUAUCUGGUUGUACCAAGUAAACACGUGGGCAAUUGUAAAUCUCUCGGCAAAGAGCAUGUACCAUUAGUGGAGAAGUUAGUGGAAACCGGGAAGGAGAUACUUCAGAAAAACAAUGUGACUGAUUUAAGUGAUGUUAGGUUUGGCUUCCAUUGGCCUCCAUUCUGUUCUGUCACACAUCUGCAUCUCCAUGUUCUCGCACCCAUCAGUCAGAUGGGCUUCAUGUCCCGCUUAGUCUACAGGCUAAACUCGUAUUGGUUCAUUACGGCAGACCAGUUAGUCCAAAGGCUGAACUCUAUGAGCUAAAUGUAUGGGAAGUUAGAGGAACUCAAAAUAUAUUAAUGUUUGUGAUGCCCAGAGCAACGGUACUCAUAACAUCAGUCCAAGUCAAUCUGUUUAUGAUGACAAAAGGUCACAGACAUGUGCCUCAGGGUUGUAAUACUCAUAAUGCUAUGUUUUCUGUUAGUUAUGUAGUCAGCCAGACGGGCUAAUCAAAUUUGAAGCUACAAAACUGCAGCUACUUUUCAAUUGCUUUGGGGGAAAAAAGCAUGCCGAGUAGUAAUGACAUUGAUAAAUUUGACAGAAUCAUUAAUCUUUUACUCUGAACAGUUCGGAUUCUUCCAGUAAUAUGAUUUUUAAAGAUACAGAGCUGUGACAGACUUUUUAAAUAUAAAUGAGCUAAAAAUGGUAAUUAAUCUUGAAAAUUAGCUUUGGCCUUUAACCUCUCACGAAUAGGCUGAGUCUAUAGCUGAAUGAUUUUGGCAUCAGAAUAUGGCAGUGUUUUUGUUAUUGUGUGCUGCAAUAAUGAUGCAAGAGCAGUUUUGUUUUUCUUCCUUUAUGUGACACUUAGUAAAACAUUUUAACUGGAUUCAUGCCAUGACAUAGAUUGUAUUAUAUUGCAUCAGAUGUAUUUAAUUAUUGAGUGAUGUAAGGUUGUGAUUUUACUGUAUGAUAUGCAUAAGCAUGUAAACAAUAAAUAAUAACCUAGAUAUA
This is a messenger RNA of Labeo rohita (rohu), 1209 nucleotides long. RefSeq names its product histidine triad nucleotide binding protein 3 (gene hint3). The coding region runs from base 40 to 522 and encodes 160 amino acids. Gene Ontology annotation, molecular function: catalytic activity. The record is from RefSeq and is a predicted model, not a curated record. The transcript is spliced from 5 exons. NCBI's taxonomy places the organism in Eukaryota, Metazoa, Chordata, Actinopteri, Cypriniformes, Cyprinidae.